Thermochaetoides thermophila DSM 1495 is the source of this 546-nucleotide messenger RNA. RefSeq lists its product as uncharacterized. The record is from RefSeq and is a predicted model, not a curated record. The coding region runs from base 1 to 546 and encodes 181 amino acids. Lineage: Eukaryota; Fungi; Ascomycota; Sordariomycetes; Sordariales; Chaetomiaceae. The transcript has 3 exons.
AUGCGCCCUCUUGUCCUGACUCUCCUUUCCGUCCCCAGCAUCCUGGCCGCUCCGGCAGGCUAUUUCAAAUCCUCCGGUCAGGACGGUCCUUACCAUGACUUCUCUCUCUCUUGCGCCCACGUCUCUUUGGAUGACCGCGGCAGCAUCCUGUCUGCGUCCUGCGCCCGUCCUAUCUGGGCUUCGUCCAACGGCAAUGGCAACAAUGGAAACAACCCGGGCAACCGGGGAAGCCCCCAGGCCCAGCAGAUGAUGCUGGACAAUGAGUUGGACCUGCGCAUGUGUGUUGGCAUUGACCAGGAGACGGGCGAGCUGGCUUGGGAUGUUUAUGGCAAGUACACCAACUACUGCCAGGAUUGCAUCCUCUUCCGCCAGCCUGCUCCCGAACAUCCCUCUCAGUUCAACCACCUACUGUCGUGCGAGUGCGCGCCGCUGGUUGGCAUGGAUGGCCCUGUUCGGUCGAGCCUCAACUUGGACGAGGGCAUCGCCAACGAAAUGGGCACCCUCAGGUGCGCCGGCGGCAUGGCUUCGCUGACCCACCCUCAGUAA